CGCGCUGAUCGCACUCGAGCUUCCGAGACAGUCCGGCACCGAUUGACGUCACGCAUAGAGGCGGUCAGAGCGGCCAAGAUGGUUGCCAAUGUUGAUGAGUUGUUUGGUUAUACGGCGGAGCGGUAACGAUAAAGGACUGGGCGGGGGUGUUGACCGUGGUUGGUGUUAUGCCUGUAAAGUGAAAGCCCGUACCGAUGAGAAACCGCGUGUUGGGUUGGCUGUUGCGCGAGGAAUGGAUCCCUUUAAGGACGUGGAGAGGGUACGGUGUACCCUGGAAGUCACGCAAACCACGAUUAACUUAACCGCCCAGCAGCUCGACGACCUGCGGGUCCGGUGCUCCGUCGCCUCGCCACUGACCCAGCAGGAAAUCAGGAUUCUGGAGGUGAAAUUAAUAAUAUUAUUCUGCAGACAAAUUGUGGCAAGGAGUAGGUUUCCCAGACCGCCGCCAGACAUAAUGAAAUAUCCAUCAUUACCACUGUGGUUGCAGGUAGUUGGUAUCAGUGUUCGAUCAGCUAAGCUGGUUUGUUCCAAAGUUUGGAAUUUCGAUGAUAUGAAAGAGAAGUCCGAACGUGACAUACGGAAUAUGUUCAAUGACCGCAAAUACUACGAAGAAGACUGUCAUAGGCUUUGUAGAGCACAGAACAGUUUAUGGCGAUACCUGGCUAUUCUGAGAAGAGGAGAGAAGAGGUCUAAUAUAAAGUAUGAUUUCUACUGGGAUUCUUGGAAGACUCGUGAUUUGCCCAAGAAAAUUAAAAAAUCUAAGCCAUCUAAGCCAUCUAAGUCGUCUAAGUCGUCUAAGCGAUUUAAAUCUCGUGCGUCGUACGCCAUUCCACACAGAACUAAAGUUAGCAUUCCACGUCGUAACUACCGUGAUCUAUUAGUACCUUCUACAUCUGUGGAAGUAGGUAAAAAACCUGCCCGCAUAUCUUCAAUACUAAAGAAAAAAUAUGAUAUUCCAUUUCUAGCCAAACCUCCUCCAUGUAAAGAACCAGUAAUUAGUAUGCCAAGUAAACGAUCACCAUCUAAAGUGUUUUCGUUAGCCAAGUUAAGAGCUCGUAAAGCACAAUUGUCAUGUUAUCCUCUUAAGAAACAACAUGAUGAUGAUGAUGAUGAUGAUGAUGAUGAUGAUGAUGAUAAUCGUGGUGGUACACGUGGUAGUACACGUGGUGGUACACGUAGUGGUAUACGGGGUGGUAUACGCAGUGGUAUACGCAGUGGUAUAUGCGGUGGUAUACGUGGUGGCAAAGGAAGAAAAGGAAGAAAGGAUGAAGAAGAUGAUACGACAUCAUCUAGCGAUGACUCUUCUACAGAGAACAAGAGUAUUUCUACUGUGAGAAGAAUUCUGCCAAGAAAAAAUUUAGAUCGUAGUUCAUUAAUGGAUUCUGAAAAAGGAGAAAGUUCCUCAUACAGUUUUCCUAUUAAACCACUUCCUAUUAAAUUACCUGGUAAAUCUUGUCUUAAAACAUCUGUUGGAUCAUCUGUUAAACCAUAUGUCAAACCAUACACAUCUGUUAAACUACCUGGUGUAUCAACUGCUAAAACACCUGUUAAAUCAAUUGCUAAAUCACCUGUUAAAUCAACUGCUAAAUCACCUGUUAAAUCAACUGCUAAAUCACCUGUUAAAUCAACUGCUAAAUCACCUGUUAAAUCUUCUACUAAAACGCCUAUUAAAUCAUCUAUUAAGUCACUUUUUAAAGCACCACCACCACCACCGAUUUGUACUAAAAAUCCAGAAAAUGACGAAGAAACAAAUUCUGACGCGCCAUCUCCAUGUACUUCGUCUCCUGGCAUAAGUCAUGUAAUUACUCAUCGCUUUACAAGAUCUUUUAAUGUAAUGACAGUAUGUGACUAUUGCGACAAACCGAUGUAUAUGAACACUUUAAAAUGCAAGGAAUGUAAAUAUAGAUGCCACCGGGAAUGUGGAAUCAAAGCACCUCCUUCUUGUGGCCUACCUCGGAAUCUCUUUGCUCAGUUUAAAAAAGAAUUUAAGGAGGGUAAGAAGAAGGUUUCCCCAGUAUUAAAGACGUCGUCUGUCGAGAUACCUGUGUCUAAUGUAAAUUUAUUGUCUCCUUUAAGUGUGCCUCUCAGAGAGGCAUACAGGAGACUGUCAUAUACACAAUCUUCUACGAAUAUUUACUCACCGAAUCAGAGCGAAUGUAGUUUAACUAGCUUGAGAUUGAACCGCUCAACACCUUCUAGUCCAGCAUUACUAUCAACCACUAGCCACAAUACACACGCGUUCUUAAAACAGUUUCAUUUUCCAGAUGUACUGAUUAGAAAGGAGACAUCUUCUGAAAAACUGCAUGAUAUGAGAUUACAUGAAGAUUCUGAGAAAUCUGAAUCAGUGAUUUCGUCACUGAGAAGAAGAAGUGAAAUAUAUGCCACGAUUGAAGACAGACUGCUAGGUAUAAGUAUAGAUAAUAUCUCAGAUUCAUGUGGGAACAGUUGUACUUCUUCUCAGGAAUGGUUAUGCUCUGAAACCGAAAUGCGAUAUAGAGGUAGAAGAUGGGAAGAGUUUAUGAGAAAAUGGCACAUUUCAUACCAAGCCAUAACAAUUAAAGAUGUGAUAGGGAAAGGAAGAUAUGGUACAGUAUACAGAGGUUUUUGGUAUGGAGAUAUUGCAAUUAAAGUUUUAAAUGUGAAUUAUCUAACCCAAGACAGGAAGUUAAUACGAAAAUUAGAAAAACUCAGAACAGAGAUAGCCUCGUGCCGAAUAGCUCGACAUGACAAUUUGAUAAUAUUUUUGGGGAUUUGUAUAAGACCUCCUCAAUUGGCUCUAGUGACUAGUUUUUCUACAGGCAAAACACUUUACACAUGUCUUCAUGUACAAGAAAACAAAUUUACUUUAGAUGAAAUUAUUGCUAUCGCUCAACAAAUUUGUCAGGGUAUGACAUUUCUUCAUUCUCGUAAAGUCGUACACAAGGAUCUUAGGAGCAAGAACAUAUUUCUAGAAUGUGGUAACGUUUUGAUAUCAGAUUAUGGUCUAUUAAAUAUUACCAGACUGUCCACUGGAAAUCGGAAACACAGCGGCACAUUAGUUAUACCACAAGGUUGGUUGAGUUACUUAGCACCUGAGAUUAUUCGACAACUAAGCGCACACAAACCAAUUGAGACCAAGUUACCACAUUCAGCUAGUGCUGACGUAUAUUCGUUUGGGACUCUCUGGUAUGAAUUAUUAUGUGGUGAAUGGCCCUUUAGAAGGCAACCUCUUGAAGCUAUCAUUUGGCAAGUUGGAAAAGGAAUGAAACAAUCUUUAGCAAAUUUGCAAACUUCCCGUGAAGUAAAGGAUAUUCUAAUGCAUUGCUGGGCAUACCAUCCGACAAGACGUUCUAGCUUUAAACGGAUAAUAGCUUUACUGAAAAGGCUGCCUCGCAAAAACUUAGAUCGUAGUUCCUCCAAUCCAGCAAGUACUACUCGUGCUGCGGAAGCUAUGUUUUAAAUACAUAUAAGUUUAAAUAUGCUGUUGUUCUUGUAUUGUACAUAAAUAUACAAUUAUUGCCCGAUCUUUGUUCAAGAAAAGUAAAAUAAAAAAAAUCAUUAAA
This is a messenger RNA of Vollenhovia emeryi, 3542 nucleotides long. RefSeq names its product kinase suppressor of Ras 1 (gene ksr). Lineage: Eukaryota; Metazoa; Arthropoda; Insecta; Hymenoptera; Formicidae. The record is from RefSeq and is a predicted model, not a curated record. Gene Ontology annotation, molecular function: ATP binding; protein kinase activity. The coding region runs from base 89 to 3439 and encodes 1116 amino acids. Gene Ontology annotation, biological process: protein phosphorylation. The transcript is spliced from 16 exons.